This is a messenger RNA of Coregonus clupeaformis (lake whitefish), 5740 nucleotides long. RefSeq names its product mitogen-activated protein kinase 4. Gene Ontology annotation, cellular component: cytoplasm; nucleus. The transcript has 7 exons. Gene Ontology annotation, molecular function: MAP kinase activity; ATP binding. The coding region runs from base 922 to 3366 and encodes 814 amino acids. Lineage: Eukaryota; Metazoa; Chordata; Actinopteri; Salmoniformes; Salmonidae. The record is from RefSeq and is a predicted model, not a curated record. Gene Ontology annotation, biological process: cell surface receptor signaling pathway; protein phosphorylation; intracellular signal transduction.
UUGAUUGACGGCUGCGAGCGUGACGUCAUAUCGGGGGGGGCGCAGUGGUGGAGUUUUUUUUUUUUUAGAAGAGGUAAUACAACGCUCGGUGUGAGAAGUAGCCUAUAGGCCGGCUUACCGAAAGAAGAAGAGCGCAGAGGAACACUCAAUCAUUCAUGGUGCAGCUUUUGUCCGUCUUUGCUUACUGGCUGUGUAGACUACUGGAACAGAUCGGAAAGAGUGGUAGCCUAGCCUGUUCUUCUAAAUACAUUAUUUACGUUGCAGCGGAUUGCUAGGUAGGCUAAUAUAACCACAAUCACGGAUACGGGUACAGUCCCGCUGGCUGAUUCAUUAACAAAAAUGAAUCAAAUAUGUUAUGUUUUGCUUUAUUUUUGACAGUCAAAUAGACUGCCAAAAACACGCAUUCUUUUUUUGUGUGAAAGGUUGCUAUGUUCACCGCGGCAUAUGUUAAUAUGAAACAGCAGGUAUGUGAUGGUGGCCAAUAGCUGUGUCCAGUCCAGAGGGAGUCAAGCUACAGCUCCACAGGCACGAGGCGGCCGGCUGGUAGAUUACUGAGGGAUUACACGGACACUCAUUAACUCAAUGCCACAAAACCGAGACUGAGUGGGGAGUCUGGGAACAGCGACCAGGGAGGGACUGAAUGGUCGGGGCGGCCGACUGACUGACAGACUGCUACGGGAAGAGCAGGAUCCUCUACAAUCUCUGUGAAUGUAACUCAACUCAUUUCUCCAGCGGGACUUGAGCUCCGCUAGGAUCGGAGACCAGUCUGCCUCUGCCGUCCAUCUAUCUGUAGCAGGCACAGACGGUGGGGUGUUGCUAUGACAACACUUGCCCUGCACCAUGGUGUAGAGUUGUCUCGUUACUUGCUCCACUGAAUCUGAUAUGAGACCUCAUCAUGCAAUAACCAGUGUCAGCUGAGCCAUGGCAAAACAGGACUCCCCACUGUUCCUCCACGGCUUUGACCUGGGGGGACACUUCAUAGACCCCCGGCCCCUGGGCAGCGGGGCCACUGGUCUGGUUCUGUCCGCUGUGGACAAGCGCAGCGGACAGCGGGUGGCUGUGAAGAAGCUGGUGAUGCGUGACGCGGUCAGCGUGAAGCAUGCCUUGCGGGAGGUCAAGAUCACACGACGUCUGCAGCAUGAGAACGUGGUGCGCGUGCACGAGGUUCUGGGCCCUUACGGCCACCCGCUGCCUCGCGACCCGGCCCAGCUGAGUGCCCUGUACAUCGUCCAGGAGUGCAUGGAGACGGACCUAGCUCAGCUGCUAGAGCAGGGACCACUUCCUGGUGGGCACGCCAUUUUGCUCUUCUACCAGCUCCUACGAGGCCUCAAGUUCAUCCACUCAGCAAAUGUGCUGCACCGCGACCUCAAACCAGCCAACGUGUUCCUCAACACAGACCAGCUACUGCUCAAGAUCGGAGACUUUGGCCUUGCCCGAAUCGUCGACCCACACUACUCCCAUAAGGGCUACCUGUCCGAGGGCUUGGUGACCAAAUGGUACCGGUCUCCGCGCCUGCUGCUCUCCCCUAACAACUACACCAAGGCCAUCGAUAUGUGGGCAGCUGGCUGCAUCCUCGCAGAGAUGCUAACAGGACGCAUGCUCUUUGCAGGAGCCCAUGAGCUGGAGCAGAUGCAGCUGAUCCUGUACACGGUGCCUGUGUUGAGGGAAGAGGACCAUCACGACCUCCGGCAGGUCAUGCCCUCCUACGUCAGCCAUGGUUGGAGGGUCAGGAGGUCCUUCAGAGAGCUACUACCUGAAGCGGAUGCAGACGCCAUAGACUUCCUGGAGCGUAUCCUGACCUUUAACCCCAUGGACCGGCUGACGGCAGAGGCGGCCCUGUCCCAUCCCUUCCUGCAGCAGUACUCGUGUCCCCAGGACGAGCCCAUGUCACCCCAGCCCUUCCGCAUAGAGGACGAGCUAGAUGAUAGCCUGGUCACGGAGCCCGGCCACAGCCACAGCCACAGCCACAGCCACAGCCAGGCCUCCAGUUCUCACUGGGACAGGUAUGAGACCAGCCUGUCAUCAGACCUGUACUGGCAGCAGCAGGGUGGGUGUCAGUGCAUGCCUGGGGUCUCAGAGGUGGCCGACUCCAAAGAGGAGGAGGUCCAGAGAGAUCCCAGGGCAGGUUCCUACCCUCUGUUGGAGGAGGCCCAGGUGGACCCUCGCAAGUAUUCCCACAGCAGCUCUGCCGAGCGCUUCCUGGACCACUCCCACUCCUCUCUGGUGCGGGCCUGUGGGGGCGGGGCUUAUGCUGAGCUGGACUGUGGCCACUCCUGUGACUACAAAGUGGGCUCCCCUUCCCAUCUGGACAAGGUUCCGUGGAGGGACGGCAAGCCGCAGCACUACUCCGAGCCCAAGCUGAUCCUGGACCUGUCUCACUGGAAGAGGAAUAGCCAGCUCCCUGUGCCUGAGGGGCCUGAGCGUGGAGGGGCCAGCGUGGAGGAGCUGCCUGUCGAGGAGCCACCUUGGGACCUAUUCCAGGAGAUCUCUCGCUGGGUGGAGAGCACACAGUCUCGCCUGUCCUCCGCCAGCCCACCCCAGGAACCCCUGUCCUCCGCCAGCCCACCCCAGGAACCCCUGUCCUCCGCCAGCCCACCCCAGGAACCCCUGUCCUCCGCCAGCCCACCCCAGGAACCCCUGUCCUCCGCCAGCCCACCCCAGGAACCCCUGUCCUCUGCCAGCCCACCCCAGGAACCCCUGUCCUCAGCCAGCCCACCCCAGGAACCCCUGUCCUCCGCCAGCCCACCCCAGGAACCCCUGUCCUCCGCCAGCCCACCCCAGGAACCGCUGUCCUCCACCAGCCCACCCCAGGAACCCCUGUCCUACCCCAGCUCACCCCAGGAACCCCUGUCCUACCCCAGCCCACCACAGGAACCCCUGUCCUACCCCAGCUCACCCCAGGAACCCCUGUCCUACCCCAGCCUACCCCAGGAACCCCUGUCGUACCCCAGCCCACCCAAGAAACCCCUGUCCUACCACAGCUCACCCCCGCUGCCCCCAUUUCCCACCUCCCUCCCUGCCCCACUCUUUCCCAGCUGUUCGCCGGUCGUACAGCCGUCACCUGGACUGGACAAGGACCACACACUCAGCCCGCCUGCCACGUCCCACUCCCCUGCCUCCCUGUUGCCCAUUUCUCCCUUGUCUCCUCCCGUUCCUUCAUCGAUUCAUGAGCCCCCACAGACUCUUCCCUCCAGGGGGCAAAGGGGACCGUUUGACCUAGAUGUGUUCAUCUCUCGAGCGCUGAAGCUGUGUGGUCAGAGUGAGGACCUGGGGGGAAGCACGGACGGGGCCAAACGGGCCAACAUCAAGAGGGUACCUAGACUCCCGGAGCACCGGCCACCCCCACCUCAGACUCCCAACUCCUAAUAGGACCUAGGUCCAAGGCUACCACAGAGGGUGCUGGUAGACCGUGGGAGCUGUGUUUAAGGCUACCACAGAAAGCACUGGUAGACUGUGGGAGCUGCGUUUAAGGCUACCACAGAAAGCACUGGUAGACUGUGGGAGCUGCGUUUAAGGCUACCCCAGAGAGCACUGGUAGACUGUGGGAGCUGCGUUUAAGGCUACCCCAGAAAGCACUGGUAGACUGUGGGAGCUGCGUUUAAGGCUACCCCAGAAAGCAUUGGUAGACUGUGGGAGCUGCGUUUAAGGCUACCCCAGAAAGCACUGGUAGACUGUGAGAGCUGCCUUGUGAAAAGCAUGAGUUGACACACGCCCAAAGUAAUAGGCGAGGUGUUGACUAACAGAAUAGUAAACGUAUGGAGAAACACUCUAUAUACUGUAUGCUCCCAAUGAUUUAAUGUGUAAAAUAGUUUUUUUUAUCCAUUAAAUCAAUGCGGCGUGCAACUUUUCGUAAGUUGCCUUGACACUGACCCUUCUCACUUAAACAAGUGGUGCUGGUCGUUCGGAUCAGAGCUGCUUUUACUGCAUGUUAGGAGGUGAGGAGAGAAAAGUGAGGAUCAAGAUCCAUUAGCUACAAACUACAUAAUGAGCUUCCGGUGGUUUUGUCAUUUAGGUCACUGCUGUAAAUUAAUGUACAGUACGUUUUACAGUAUCUAACGCAAAGGUUAUGUAGUAAGCCUACAGUAUGUUGCAUGAAAGCAGCAACUGUACUCAUUACAAGAAUGCCUGCAAAUGAUCAACAGUUAGGUGGAGAGAGGAAAUUCCAGGUAUUGCAUAGCAGAAUAGCUUAAAGAGAACGCAGCCAGCUAUUUUUUGGUUAUAAUUUUGUUGACUCUUUCAAACACAACCCUUUUGUUUGUUUAGAAAUCUUCUGGAUGUGAGUAGCUAUAGGUCUUCCUGCAGCAAAUACUUAAGAAGAAUGAUAUGAAUAUCUUCCAUUGAGUGGGAAGUAUCUCCUAUCAGGAGUUUGAAUGUAUUUAUAGAUACACAUCUUAGCAUAAGAACAGUUAGCUCUCGUCCAGGGCAUUAGUGCGUGUUCCUCUACUAAGGAAUGUGUUAAUGGAGGAACGUUCACUAACAACCUGGACCAGAGCUAAAUAACAGUCAAAGGGAGAUGGUCUCUGGGACUCAUAUAAUGAUGUUUUACUGUUAACACUGCUGCUGUGAUUUCCAACAGUAUGCCUUGUACAAUUGUAUACAUUGAACUGCUGUUUCUUACAGCAUCUUCCAGAUGCCUGUAAUGGUUUGUUCACAGUUUAAGGUUAAGUACAGCUUUUAGGGAUUUGUGUGUGUGUGUGUGUGUUAUUAUUUAGCUGAAAAGGAGUGUUGUCACGGUAAUGCAGUAAGAUAUAUGUGUCUAGUAUCUGCACAGCCACGCGCUCAUCACAGGGAGAUAUACUCAGAACAGUGACAACACGGUAGUCAGCCUAGCUGAUAUCAAGCUGAUAACAGAAAGCCUCCGGAGUAGUCAUGCACAAGGAAGUGCAGUAAAAAAGGUUACGCACUCAUCAAGCACUCGAAACUCCUUGGCUGCGUCCAAAACAAACGGCACCGAAUUCCUAUAUAGUGCAAUACUUUUGACCAGAUCCCUGUUGGCCCUGGUCUAAAGUAGUGCCCUGUAAAGGGAAUAGGGUGCCGUUUGGGGACGUAGAUCUUGUCUCAUGCUUUUACCAUUGUUACUACUAUUCAAUGACAGCUAACGUUCCAAAAUGGUUGGAUUUCAUAAUGGUAUACUCUCGAGUCAUGAGAAAUGAAUCAUUGCACAAUGUCACAUGACAUUAUAAAGGGGACACAAUGAGAUAACAUAGUCAAUUCUGGGAAUUGCAGGGUGCAAACUAUCUCCCGAGCAGAGCAAAGUCUUUUCUCAUGUCGUUUUAAUAACAUACCAAAAGCACAUCAGACAGACAUUGCCAGGGACCAGGUUCUUAAAGGCCAAUUAGGCUUCAUGUACAGUGACAGACGCCAUCUGGGCCAGUCCAUGAUUCUUUACUGGUAAAAUAACAGUCAGCAAUAAUAUCAGUAAUAAAUAAUUACAUCCAAUGUGCUUGUUGCGACAGAAUAUGUUCCUUUUAGUCUUGAGUCGGUUUAUGAAUGUGCCUCUGAAUAGGCCUACAGCUCAAUGCUUCCAGUUCGCUGAAUGUAAUAGUUUUGCAUGGCUUAGACCUUGAUUAAACUGUCAAAUGAUUUUAACUACAUGACUUUAAUAAUGUGAAAUUGUGGACAAUCUUUACUUGAGGGUAUCCUGCUUGUAUCACAUAUGGUGGACGCUGCAGCUUUUUACACUAUCCCCUUUGCAGUACCUCUUUAGCUGAUGAACAGACAAAUAAAAGUUGACUAAAGA